Messenger RNA from Patiria miniata (bat star), 1701 nucleotides. RefSeq names its product acetylcholine receptor subunit beta-like. NCBI's taxonomy places the organism in Eukaryota, Metazoa, Echinodermata, Asteroidea, Valvatida, Asterinidae. Gene Ontology annotation, cellular component: membrane; acetylcholine-gated channel complex; synapse. The record is from RefSeq and is a predicted model, not a curated record. The coding region runs from base 325 to 1599 and encodes 424 amino acids. Gene Ontology annotation, molecular function: acetylcholine receptor activity; extracellular ligand-gated monoatomic ion channel activity; acetylcholine binding. The transcript has 6 exons. Gene Ontology annotation, biological process: signal transduction; regulation of membrane potential; synaptic transmission, cholinergic.
GAUUCCGGAGAAAUGGCCACCCCCGGAAGGUUUUAAUGAAAAUUCUGUGAUUGAUUGGUCAAAUAGGAAUGAAUAAUCUUGAACUAGCCUGAGUGAUGAUGUUUGGUUGACACUGUCGUGUCGCAUUGACGUAAAGACAGAUAAAUGAGGCGGUAGGCCCGGUAAAUUACGCUGGCCUUGUUGGGUGUUUUUGCAUGUCGUUUACGGUCAUCUUAUGGAGAUGUCGCAUAGCUUGAUGCGGUCGAGAGUAAACUGCAGUUAGAAGAUGUAGCAACUCGCAUUAUACGAGCUCACACCGUGCAUAAAGAUCACUCUGAUUCAGAAAUGAAUCGUGUAAUCUCCGUACUUCUUGUGCUAGUCCCUGCCAUCACUGCAGUGGGUGCCGUCCCGUGGAACGACGAGGCUCGUCUGGUCUCAGAUCUGUGGACGAACGCCGGGUACGAUGCCGAGACCCGCCCGGUCCGAAACGCCUCCGAGACGGUGCAAGUCGCUCUGCGGGUGGAUGUCUUCUCCAUUCUUAAUGUUGAUUCCAAGGAACAAGAAAUUAGAAUUGCUUCUGUAUUUAACAUGAAAUGGCAAGAUGACAGGUUGAAAUGGAACCCUGACGUCUACAACGGUCUGGAGUAUCUGUCAGUUGCGGCGGACAAGACCUGGUAUCCCAAACUCCGGGUGCUGAACGCUCUUGAAGAGUCAAGACUGAUCACGGACGAUACAGAAGUGAUGAUCACCAGUGAGGGCGUGCUUCACGUGCUUCACUCCCUCAUCUUCGAGGCGCAAUGCCACCUUCAACAGGCGUUGUUCCCCUUCGAUGUCCAGGAAUGUCAGUUCCUUGUCGGCACAGUUGGCGUCCCGAGCGGCGUGAUGAGGUUAGAAGCCUCCGAGGCUGAUAAACCUCGUGAGAGUGUCCAGUCAAUCUCCAGUUGGCAUCUUGAUGACCUCACGGUCCGUGGCAUCCUGUCACCGACUUGCAUCGAUGCACACGCGGUAGCAGAUGGUGAGGAGUGCCACCGAACCUCAGAGACUGAGGUGAACCUCAAGCUGAGGCGCGAGCCCAAGUACCACGUGUACACGGUACUGGCCCCCUGCACGAUCCUCACGCUUCUCGCCUCAAUGAUCUUCUGGCUGCCCACCGAGUGCGGCGAGAAACUCUCCUUCGGUAUUUCCAUUUUCUUCGGUUUUGUUAUCUUUCAGCUGCUUGUUCAGGAUGCGUUGAGUGAGGCAGGAGGCGAGAAACCCUCACUCCUGAUUCGUUACGUGCUCUUCAACUUCGCACUUGUCGGUGUGGCAGUCAUGAUAUCUGCUGUAUCUAUUGCCCUCUAUCACAGAGGUGAUGGCGGGGAAACCUCACAGAGCACGGCCUUGUGUAAGAUCUGCGCACCUCAUGCACAAGUUGGUAUUGAGGAUCCCCAACAAGCAAGACUCACUCAAGACAGGGAAGGAGAUGCAGCAAAGGAUGAGGAAAAACCGCAGUCAAAGGCAAAGAAACCCUGGAACUGGAAGAAAAUCGCGAAGUAUCUGGAUCGCGUCUCCUUCGUUGUCUAUUACAUCGCAUUCUUCAUCUUCUUCUUGGCGAUAGUUGUUGAGGUUAUCCAGAUUUAGGGAGCAUUGUUACCGGGUGAGGGUGUGAGGCGCCAGAGGUUGCCGCUUUGUGAGGUUACCGGUACAAAUCGGGGCAUUCGAGAUCGCGAAGUUUUACCAGGG